CGCGUGCUUGAGUGGCUCUACUCGUUUUCGCUUGCGAUUCUCUUGCUUUUCACGCUCGCGCUUGUGGUGGUGACACCCGUGGAUGUCAUCAUUCAGACCCAGGGUGCGCUGUCUCUGGGUCUCAAGCUCUUCAUUAUCAUUGGUGCCCAUGCACUCUUCUUGUUCUUGGCGCUCGUGUACUACUUCUCGCGUUUAUUCAAUACUCGCGUGCUCAUCAACCAGAUUCCGGCCAAGUCCGUGUAUCUCCCCUUGGAGCCUCAUGACUUGCCCGAACCCACCCGGGCGCACAUCACUGCCAACUUGCGUCGCUGUCUAGGCGACAUACGGGUCCGUGCAGGCCCCUUGAACAAUCCCACCGAGCGCUUUGAUUAUGCUGGCAGGGCGCCGCCGCUCUACAUCCAGCAGCGGAACGUGCGGCUCGGCUUCGCCAACGAGAUCUCGGGGCUUCCUGAGAACUGUGUGUUUCAGGAUGUCGUUAACAGCAUAGGACUCAAAAUUAAGGCCGACGGUCUUUUCGCAGGCAGUUUCACCAUCCCACGGCACUACACCUUCAGGGAAAUCAUUCUUGCAAUGGUCCAGGAAAUUGAAGACGAAGGUCAUCUCGACGACGACUUGGCCACCACUGCCCGACUUGUAGUUGCGGCAUACGAGCGCUUCAAAUUCGGCCGCGCUCCGAUUCGCCAUGCUGAUUUAACUGCAUUCUUGGCUCGUUUGGAACAGCUCAUGAAUAUC
This is a messenger RNA of Metschnikowia bicuspidata var. bicuspidata NRRL YB-4993, 732 nucleotides long. RefSeq lists its product as uncharacterized. The transcript has a single exon. NCBI's taxonomy places the organism in Eukaryota, Fungi, Ascomycota, Pichiomycetes, Serinales, Metschnikowiaceae. The annotation marks the transcript as partial. The record is from RefSeq and is a predicted model, not a curated record.